AUGACAACAAAUACAACAGUGCCACUGGCUGCAGAGCCAAAAAUUGGCCCGAACGAGGUUGUUAAUGUCGGCCACGGACCCAAGACAGAACGAAGUGCAGCAGAUGUCGAGCAACAGGUUCCUCCAACAGGCUCGCAAAAGUCGACUUUCAGCUCCCUCGGAAUUCUGGACCGAUAUCUGGCUGUCUGGAUCUUCCUGGCCAUGUUGAUUGGUAUCCUGCUGGGUAACUUCGUGCCCAGCGUCGGGCCGGCGCUGCAAAAGGGCAAAUUCGUUGGUGUAUCUGUGCCAAUUGACCAGGAGGGACUUAGAAACGGCCUCAUCCUUGUCGGCGUUGCACGGUGUAUCGCCAUGGUUCUGAUCUGGACGAACUUGGCCGGUGGUGACAAUGACUACUGUGCAAUACUCGUCGCCGUGAACUCGUUCCUUCAGAUCGUUCUCUUCGCUCCUGUUGCCCUGCUGUUCCUCCGCGUCAUCGGUGGCAACAAUGAUCUCGUCGUAUCGUACUCGACCGUCGCCACGGCCGUGGGUGUGUUCCUUGGCAUUCCACUCGGCGCUGCCAUUGUCACACGCCUCGGGUUCCUCUUGACCGUGGGGGCCGAUGCAUACUCCAAAAAGAUCAUCCCCUUCCUGGCGCCGUGGUCGCUCAUUGGGUUACUCUAUACCAUCGUCGUUCUCUUUGGGUCACAGGGUGCUCAAGUCGUGCAUCAGAUCGUGUCAGUGGUGCGUGUGGCUGCUCCUCUGCUCGUGUACUUUACCGUUAUCUUCUUUGCAACGCUAUUCGUCACGCGGAGGCUGGGAUUUCGCUAUGGACUGGCAAGCACCCAGGCUUUUACAGCGGCCAGCAACAAUUUUGAGCUGGCAAUCGCGAUUGCCGUGGCGUCAUUCGGAGCUGAUUCGGAUGAGGCGCUAGCCACUACUGUCGGGCCGCUGAUCGAGGUGCCAGUCCUCAUUGCUUUGGUAUACUUGGUCAAGUGGUAUGCGAGGAAGACUGGCUGGAAGGACUAG
Verticillium alfalfae VaMs.102 is the source of this 1005-nucleotide messenger RNA. RefSeq names its product arsenite resistance protein arsB. The record is from RefSeq and is a predicted model, not a curated record. Gene Ontology annotation, molecular function: antiporter activity; antimonite transmembrane transporter activity; arsenite transmembrane transporter activity. Gene Ontology annotation, cellular component: plasma membrane. The coding region runs from base 1 to 1005 and encodes 334 amino acids. NCBI's taxonomy places the organism in Eukaryota, Fungi, Ascomycota, Sordariomycetes, Glomerellales, Plectosphaerellaceae. The transcript has 3 exons. Gene Ontology annotation, biological process: antimonite transmembrane transport; arsenite transport.